CGAGAAGCUGCUGCCCUGCCGGUAUCUUAUGGCACUGCUACUUUGGCCCUGGAGCGUCGGGCCCGUACCCAGCCUGGUUUAAAGUAGAAGAAACAGAAGCAGAGAGAGCAGCUUGCCCACAGAAGGGAUCCAUGUGGUUCUAUAGCCCCUGUGCCCACUGUGCCCACUACUGUGCUUAGACAGGAGGCAAAGUGGUCCGGAACCGAACUGACAAUAUCUCUGAGGUCUGCCUGUACUCCUCAUGAUGACACUCAUAAGCUAAGUACUGUUAUUCCCCUUUUAGAGGAGAAGCUGAGAGGUUGAGCGAUAGAGCCACUCGUGGCCGAGCCAGGAGUUCACAACCCAUAGGUGAUGCUCUUCUCUCCAGGUCAGGCUGCCUCAGGGCUUUCUGCACUUCCUCUCCCUCGGGUCUCUGCUCCUUGUUUGCUGUGGGGGUCUGGAUGCUUUGUCACAUGUCACAUGUGAGUGAACCUGGCUCAGCCCACGACCAGGCAAACAGAAGCAGCAGCCUCUGACAGGGUUGUGAGCAAAUACUCCAAGCCGGGUCUGGCCGACUGGGGGAGCUGCGCUGUACUUUGCCCUCUUGGAUCGGCUCCAUGGAGGCCAUGGCAAAGGUAGCUGACAGGCUGUAGAUCUGAGGGCUAGGUAGGUCUUGGUAGAUGUGGCACCUGGACUUUGACAGCGUCCAGGAGGAGAGCAGACACUCCUGGAGCUGCGCUGAGGGAAGGUGGUGGAGAGCCGUCAGAGCAGGAAGAUAAAAUAACUACACAACUGACUCAAAACACGAGAGAAAUUCAGAAGGUCAGGGAUGGAGCCUUGGGUUCCCCAGUGGCCGCCUCAGCCAGCAGGGAGGCCCCCAGCACCAUCAAGGGAUCCAGACCUAGGGCUUCAGAGAGAUAGAUACUAUCGGCCUAUUCGUCACUCUUGGCACAAUGGAGAGAGGGUCCAUCAAAGACAAGACAUGGGCAGGAGCCCCCAACCACAGCAGGAUCCUGGGGCAGACCACCAGCAGCCUCAUUAUGCGUCCAGGCCUGGGGAAUGGCAUCAGCCUGUGUCCAGGGUUGACUAUUAUAAAGGUGGUUAUCCCAGUCAGUUGUAUUCAAGGCCGGGCAUUGAGGAGCUAUAUCAAAGCUAUCGCUCUCCAGCCCUAAGGGAAGAAUAUGCUUAUGGAAGUUAUUACUACCGUGGACACCCGCAGCAGCUGCGGGAAGAAAGAGUGCCAAGGCAAGGGAGUCCUUAUAACUGGCAUGAAGAUUAUCGAGAUCAAAAGUACCUGAAUGAACACCAACAUGAAAACCAGAAUAGUCCGUUUGGAACAAAUAGUGAGACCCAGCUCCAAUCUAAGCGUUGGAACCCUUAUAAAGACAAUCCUGCUUCUAACUCUGGACAGGAGAGACCUGGGGACUUACUUCUGGAGAGUCCGCUAACUGGGGCCCAGAAAAACAAGCCAUCACUGACCGAGGAGUCCAACCUUCUCCAGCAGCACGAGUCUGGUCUCACCUCCAGCAGCUAUGAGCUCAGUCAGUAUAUGGCAGAUGCCCCUGAGCUGUACGACCCCAUGGCUGCAGCGGCUUGGCGUCCAAUUCAGGCUGAGGACAUCUCGGCAGCUGGUCCCAAGACACCCAUGAAGUUCUACAUCCCUCACGUGCCUGUGAGUUUUGGGCCAGGAGGUCAGCUGGUGUGCGUGGGUCCCAGAUCUCCCAGUGAUGGACAGACGGCCCUUGUUGAACUGCACAGCGUGGAGGUUAUUCUUAAUGAUUCUGAGGAACAAGAAAAGAUGAGGACUUUCUCAGGACCCCUGAUUAGGGAAGAUGUACACAAGGUGGACAUUGUGACGUUUUGCCAGCAGAAAGCAGCGCAGAGUCGCAAAUCUGAGACACCGGGGAGCAGAGACUCGGCUCUACUGUGGCAACUGUUGGUUCUCCUUUGUCGGCAGAACGGGUCCGUGGUGGGGUCUGACAUCGCGGAGCUGCUGAUGCAGGACUGCAAGAAGCUGGAGAAGUACAAGCGGCAGCCGCCUGUGGCCAACCUCAUCAACCUGACGGAUGAGGACCGGCCAGUACUGAGCUUGGGGACCCGGAACUUGCUCACUGGGGAGAUUCCCCCCAGCGUGGAGACGCCUGCACAGAUCGUGGAGAAAUUCACUAAGUUGCUCUACUAUGGAAGGAAAAAGGAGGCCUUGGAGUGGGCCAUGAAGAACCAUUUGUGGGGUCACGCUUUGUUCCUCGCCAGCAAGAUGGACCCAAGGACCUACAGCUGGGUCAUGAGUGGCUUCACCAGCACGCUGGCGCUCAACGACCCCCUGCAGACCCUCUUCCAGCUCAUGUCGGGGAGGAUCCCACAGGCAGCCACGUGUUGUGGGGACGAGCAGUGGGGAGACUGGAGGCCGCACUUGGCUGUAAUUCUGUCGAAUCAAGGUGGGGACCCGGAGCUGUAUCAGCGCACGAUUGUCACCAUGGGGGACACCCUGGCUGGGAAGGGGCUGGUGGAAGCAGCUCACUUCUGCUACCUCAUGGCUCACGUGCCCUUCGGCUCCUACACCGUGAAGACAGACCACCUGGCCUUGCUGGGCAGUAGCCACAGUCAAGAGUUUUUGAAAUUUGCAACAACUGAGGCUAUCCAGAGGACGGAAAUCUUCGAGUACUGUCAGAUGCUGGGCCGCCCCAAAUCCUUCAUCCCUUCUUUCCAGGUGUAUAAGCUCCUUUAUGCUUCCCGUCUGGCAGAUUACGGCCUUGCGUCCCAGGCCUUGCAUUACUGCGAAGCCAUUGGCACAGCCCUCCUGAGCCAGAGAGAGAACAGUCACCCUGUGCUAUUAGUGGAACUCAUCAAGCUUGCAGAGAGACUGAAGCUGUCAGAUCCUCUGGUUUUAGAACGCCACCGCCGUCACCGAGGAGACAGGGACCUGGAGCCAGACUGGCUGGUACAUCUUCGGGGGCACCACAAGGAGCUGCAGCAAAAGGCAGCAGGAGACAUUGGGGAUCCUCGCUCUGCUCACUCGGAUAUUUUGGGAGCCAGAAAAACAACAGACGACACUUUCUACCAGGAUCUUUCUGGACAUCAAGGCAACUCAGAAGCCCUUGGGGACUGCUCAGCCCUGUGGCCAACACUGGAGCCGAUGGGCCCGGCCCAUCCCAGCCCACAGCAGCCCCUUCCCCUCCAGCCCAGCUCCUACCCAGCAGGAGGAGGUUCUGGGCAGACGGGGGUCCCGGUGCCUCUUUACUCAGUUCCUGAGACCCAUCUGCCAGGGACCGGUGGCAGCGUGGCAGUGACAGGGACUCCUGGAGGAAGGGCCUGGGAGGAAGCCCAGCAGAUGCACCCGCCCCCUGGAGAGAACACAGUGUCUCCAGAAACCUUCCAGCAUCCUGAUGGGCAGAAGGUUGUUUCCAAACCGCAGGUGCCACUGAUUUCCAGAGCACGAAAUAUUUCUGAGAGUUCCACUGUAUCAGUCAAGGAGGAUGAGGAGGAGUCCUCCGAUGAGGCAGAUAAGAAGUCUUCCGAAAACACCGCCCAGAGAGAAAAGCUCGGAGAUGCGAAGGAGAGUACAAAGAGUUCGGGGUUUGGCUGGCUCAGCUGGUUUCGCCCAAAGCCUGCCAGAGACGCGCCCCCCCCUGGAGACAAAGACGCAUCUGACAGUCCUGACUCUGAGGAAGACCCCCGAGCAUCUUCUCCUCCCCAGCCCAGCCCGGGCCUCUCGCCUACGCCGCCCCCAGCUCCCCAGCCUCUGCCGGAUGCCGGCGCCUCCUCCAGGGACACAGGCGGGAGCGACGCCCGAGGAUCAGCGUCCGGGGCCGGGAGAGCCGAGGGCACGGGGAGUGGAGGCUUGUCGGGACCUGAGGAUGUUUCCUCUGGGCUCUACUUCAACCCUGGUGUUCUGCUUCCCCCACCCCCCUUGAAAGGGGCUGUCCCUCUCUACAACCCAUCCCAGAUCCCCCAGCUCUCCAUGGCUACCAGCCUGAACCGGCCAAAUCGCCUAGCUCAGCGCCGCUAUCCAACCCAGCCAUGAUGAAAAGGACCAACCAUCCCAGGCUGGUCUCCCUGAAGCACAACUUUUAUGGUGUUCUCGUUUCUUAAUCUCCCAGCCCCUUUGCCACAUCGGGGCCCCCAAGAGGGUUGUGCUAGCCUGUUGCCUCCAUGGGGCAUAGAGAACGCAAGGGGACAGGGUCUCCCAGGACAUAGCUCAGUUCAAUCUCUUAAGAUUAGCUUCAGAAUGAUGGUGCAAAUGACUUCAUCAGAUGGAAAAGCUGGGCAUAACAGCAGACUGGAGGUGAGAAGAAUGCUGUGACGGCAGCACUUAGAAUGUGGCUUGAGAUCCUCGGGAAAGUCAGGGCCUAAGAAUCCCACUGCUGGAAUCAAUGAUGACACCACUGGCCUCAGCAGCAGGAAAUUAUUGGGGGAGACGCACUCAGAGCAAUAUUCUAGACUAACUUUGACUUCUUCCUCAGCCUUAGUUACAGACCAAUUCAUGGCUCUAGUUAGCAAAAGAGUUCUGAAUCUCGGAAACUUAUCAUUGUUUCCCAUCAUCAUUCCCUCUUGGGUGACAUUUUGGCAGUUUCCCUCUUGGUUUUAGUUUUGUGCACAUUUUUUAUGUGGUUCAGAUUAAUUAUAUUUCUCUCACUUUCUUAGCUGGUCCUAUUUUUCCACAUUCUGGCAUCUGGCUAUCAAGUUAGAUUGCCAUAGGCAUCAUAUUGUCAUGGUAACUACUGAACCUAAUGAUGCAGAUGGAUGGAACAUCAGUGUAAUAAAGGAUGGAAAAUGUUCCCUAAAAAUGCACUCCUUCCAUAAGAGAGGAGGAAUGAGUGCCUGAGUUUGUUAAUACCUCCCUUCCUCCCUCGGGCCUUUGCAAAUUGAUGUUCGGAGGGUCAGAGGAGCCAGAGGGAGGAGGGGCACAUCUUGGAAAUUUCCAUUUCUCCUUUCAAACCCCCAAUAGGAGUAACUCUUGCUGUUUGUCAGAUUUGCUGAAAAUUGUUCCUCACAAAGAACAUUUUUUGUAUGUGUAAUUGUACAUACAGGUUUUGUACUUUAAUGUAAUAUGGUUCUGAUGUUGAUAGUGAUUAAACCAGAUAAUUUUAUAGCAGA
Messenger RNA from Balaenoptera acutorostrata (minke whale), 5076 nucleotides. RefSeq names its product SEC16 homolog B, endoplasmic reticulum export factor (gene SEC16B). The coding region runs from base 809 to 4003 and encodes 1064 amino acids. Gene Ontology annotation, biological process: autophagy; COPII vesicle coat assembly; Golgi organization. The transcript has 28 exons. Gene Ontology annotation, cellular component: ER to Golgi transport vesicle membrane; endoplasmic reticulum exit site. The record is from RefSeq and is a predicted model, not a curated record. Lineage: Eukaryota; Metazoa; Chordata; Mammalia; Artiodactyla; Balaenopteridae.